AUGGAAGAGGCACGUCGUAAUCAGUUAGUCGUACUUGCCAAACGAAUAAAAAGUGCUGAUGACAAAAUUAAUGAGUGCUUGAAAAAGUUGGGAUGGGAACGCGCAGAGUUGUUGCAAUGGUACAAAAAGCAAUCGCAGAGUUUAUCAAAAUGUCCAAUCAAUAACAGUCAUGUUGUUCCUACUGAUUCCUUACAAAGACACUCGAAUAUUUGCUUACUGAAAACUAAAGGAUUCGAUGUCAAACCAUCAGAAAGAAAGCGCAAAACGGCCAAAUAUAAUAGACGGCCUUUAUCAUCUCUGUUUUUUUACGAGCAAUCCUCACAAAUCACUUCGUUCCUUGGCCCUCCGCCUCUUGCUUCAAAUUUAAAAAGCACUAGUCUGCCUGACGAGAGAAAAUAUUUGAUAAACACCACAAUAUUAAAUGAAAGUUCCUCAAAUUCGCACAGAGAGGUUUACGAUAAGAUUGUCGCCGAAUCCAAUCAGAUAAAGUUACAAAGAAGCAACAAACAAGCUAUUACAACGAUAGAUAGACAAGACUUGAAGUCAGGCAUUUCUGUGCCAUCAAAAAAGAGAGUAUUGGAGACUUUGGAUGAAAAAGGAAACAAAAGACGGUCAAAACAGUAUAGAUAUCGUUUGAAAAAAUCAAUGUCUCAAAGUGAAGUAAGUAAAGGAAUAAAGUAG
This is a messenger RNA of Mycotypha africana, 681 nucleotides long. RefSeq lists its product as uncharacterized. The record is from RefSeq and is a predicted model, not a curated record. The coding region runs from base 1 to 681 and encodes 226 amino acids. The transcript has 2 exons. NCBI's taxonomy places the organism in Eukaryota, Fungi, Mucoromycota, Mucoromycetes, Mucorales, Mycotyphaceae.